Molecule: messenger RNA, 2072 nt
Organism: Pomacea canaliculata
Lineage: Eukaryota; Metazoa; Mollusca; Gastropoda; Architaenioglossa; Ampullariidae
Product: alpha-crystallin B chain-like
Exons: 3
Coding region: 1026-1472 (148 amino acids)
Biological process (GO): protein refolding; response to heat
Molecular function (GO): protein folding chaperone
Source: RefSeq, a predicted model, not a curated record
UAAACCGGAAGCUAUGUCGUCUAAUGCCUCGUUUUAACAGUAAACUGGAAAAAAAUCGUCUGCCAGCAAUCCAGGGAUAUGAGUUCGUGAUACAAUUGUUCUCAAAGUGUGGUCCGUGGACCACUUGUGGGCCGCACGCAUAAGUUAGGUGGUCAGUGGCUGACAGUCCUCAUAUGUCAGCAAAGUGAAUUAGUCCAGUAUUAAUUUCACACGAGUUUUAAUUUUAUUGAUGCUCGUUCGCAUAAACCCCUCGCUUACCAGCUAAGUCGAUCUUUAUAUCACAGCGCGAGCGUUGUCAUUUAACCGUGUCAUCCGUUACCCUUAGUAACGCAGUGCACUUCCUUAUUUUUAAUUUUGUGUGAACUUUGAGAAGCAUGUAAUUUUAUGAAAACUUACUACUGUCACAAAAGUGCAUUUAGUUUUGAAUUGUAAUGAAACAAAUGCGGCAAUUUAAAUUUGAAAUUCACAUUACAGUGAUGUUACGCCUUGGUGAUCCGCCAUAAUUUUUGCUUUAGUGAAGCGGUCCGCGGUCGGAAAUACUUUCAGAACCACUGAUCUAUGCGAUAACCCGGUCGCGAAACGUGUGGACUUUAAUGGACACGUGUCUUUGGUUGAUGUAUGUCGCGCGUGCAUAUUACACAGUUUUGGAAAAAUCACACAUUAUACAGCCGUGUUUAUUUUAAUAGGCUGUAUAAGAAGCUAGUUAAACAUACCCAAGGCAAAUCCUUCGCUCACUCAGUUCGCCGCCAUUUUUUCCCAGAAACCUUCAGACGUUACUUGGAGUAGCGCCCCUUGAAUAACUGCGCUUAUGCUGUUGGACAAGUUUGAAAGAAAAAAAAACCAACCAACCCGCGACAUAUCAUUAUUUUUAAGAAGUGAUUUAACGAAUGAGGUAAUGCAUGUCAUGGGUCAUUUAUUUUUGUAGUUCAAAAGCGCACGAAUGGAAGCCUAACGACCAAGAUAGUCGUACUUGAAAAAGUCCUGGACUGUGUUUGAUUUAGCACUCCAUUAGACUACAUGAAAUUAUGUCGUUUCAACCAGCUUCUCGAAUUUUCAUAAAUUCUUAUCGAAGGCCCCUUCUUUACGGAGACAGUUUAUUAGACGAGGAGUACUGGCCAUUGUCGUGGAGGCUGGGUUUGGUUAGCUCCCGACUGAAUGAUCCAUCAGAGAGCCAAGGGGAAGACAACAGUAACGACUUCAUCCUUACCGUGAAUACCCAGCAUUUCAGACCCGAUGAGGUCAACAUAAAGAUCAAAGACAAGUGGAUUGUAAUCCAUGCUAAGCAUGAAGAGCGCCAAGAUGAGCAUGGCUUUAUCGCGCGCGAGUUCACACGACGGAUUGCUUUGCCUGACGAUGUCGAUCAAUUCACCAUAACCUCAUCCAUGAGUCCCGAUGGCGUGCUUAUUAUGAAGGCACCCAGGAAACCACCACCCAGACCCACAGAGGUUGUGAUUCCCAUCAUCCACGAAUGAUCGCAAUAUCUUUGGUAAUGUAAAGGAAUAUAGUUUCACAUUUUUUUAAACCAGAUCUCUGUAAAAAGCCUCGCAUUUACAAGAUAACGCGAGAAAAGUGCUCCAUUCUGUUUUGUGAUCGUUCCAUCUCAAUUUCGAUUUAGUUCAUAGAAUGGGUUGCAAUGCAGCUAUGUGCAGAUUCAACCUGGCAGUUACAUUUUUUCCUGAGUGGAAAGAGCAGAGAUUGCUUGUUAGUUGUUUGUGGGUAACAGCUUAGUGUGCUCAACUUUGGAGCAGACGGUUGACGAUUCAAACAUCGAAAAAGAAAAAUCCAACCAAACAAACCAGUAGUAAAAUCAGCAGGAGAGGGCUGGAUUUGACCUUUAACAGGCGCCUUAAAUUCGGUGACCCACAGUUGGCUGUCGUGCUGCCACUUUUGUCAUUGUGCUAUAGAAUCUCUUUACAAUGGUAUUACCGAUAUUUAUAGACCGGUGCCUGUAAUAUUCAGUGGAUAUCGGUUGGAAAGGAGUGAGCUGGCCUUAGCCACUAAACAUCGUACAUUCGCUUUUCAUGGUAGUUCAUUAUAUGUAACUGAUAUACUUUGAAUAAAGUUUGGAAAAU